Molecule: messenger RNA, 5978 nt
Organism: Gambusia affinis (western mosquitofish)
Lineage: Eukaryota; Metazoa; Chordata; Actinopteri; Cyprinodontiformes; Poeciliidae
Gene: pgap1
Product: post-GPI attachment to proteins inositol deacylase 1
Exons: 26
Coding region: 136-2919 (927 amino acids)
Biological process (GO): GPI anchor metabolic process; endoplasmic reticulum to Golgi vesicle-mediated transport
Cellular component (GO): endoplasmic reticulum
Molecular function (GO): phosphatidylinositol deacylase activity
Source: RefSeq, a predicted model, not a curated record
CACUCUGUCAGUCUGAGUUGUGAACUGGUUCGACAGGACUGGCGGUGACACCCUCACCGAGCAGCCCUACAGAUGAACCCCGGAACUCGGAGAUGAGGCCGCUGUAGGUUCGGAGAGUCCGGUUCGACGGAAGCCAUGAGGGCCGCCGCGGUGGCGUUUUACGGGGCGGCUCUGGGGCUGCUGCUGGUCGGCCUGCGGGAGCUGCUGACUGGCUUCGAGGAGAACCGAUGCAGCAUGACCUACAUGUUUGAGUACCCGGAGUACCGGCGCGUGUCUCUGCCCAGACGCGUGGCCAGACUUUACCCGGCGUACGGCCUCUACCUGUACGGCGAGGGCCUGUAUGCUCAGGAGACCCGGGCGCUCAAACUCACCGGCGUGCCCGUUCUCUUCCUGCCCGGAAACGCCGGCAGCUACAAGCAAGCUCGCUCUCUGGGUUCGGUGGCCCUGAGGAAGGCGGAGAACAUGGAGGGCGGCGUCCAUCUCAACGUCUUCACCGUGGACUUCAACGAGGAGCUGGUGGCGCUUUACGGCGGCAGUUUGCUCCGGCAGACCCACUUCCUGCACGAGAGCAUCAAGGCCAUCCUGCGGCUGUACAAGCAGCUGAAGACGCCGCCCCAGAGCGUGGCGCUGGUCGGCCACUCCAUGGGGGGCGUAGUGGCCCGGGCGCUGUUCACUCUUCCUCGCUUCAACCCUCACCUGGUCAGCCUCAUCAUCACUCAGGCCUCCCCCCACAUGGCCCCGGUUCUGGCCCUGGACCCAUACCUGCUGGAUUUCUACACGGCGGUGAGGCAGAAGUGGGUGAAUCAGGCGGCCAAGCUCAGGAACAUCACCGUGCUGUCGGUGGGAGGCGGUUACCGUGACUACCAGGUCCGGUCUGGGCUGACGUCCCUGCCCUGUCCCCCAGGAGACCCCAACAAGCUGUCUCUGGUGGUGACGGCGGUUCCCCGGACCUGGGUCUCCACCGACCAUCUCUCCAUCGUCUGGUGCAAAGAGCUGGUCCUCGCCACAGUCAGGGCGUUCUUUGACCUCAUCGAUGCCCAAACCAGACAGUUCACAGAUGAUCCAGAGAGGAGGCGGGGCGUCCUGAACCAUCACUUCAUCAGACACAAUGUCAGGACGCUGAGAGAAGUUCAGGACACGUCCGUCCCCGUCCUGGAUGUUCCUGAAGCCUGGAGUGAAGUGAACUCUCUACGUCUGUCCUACAGAACCCCAAAGGAAGGACAGCUGAAGUACUUCCUGUUUGCUCUGCCGAGUCGGCGGAACGCCUACAGUCAUUUCUACUGCCGCAGCAACAACCUGGAGACGAGCAGCUGGGUUUUUGGCUGUCUCCAUGGCAACGCCUCCUCCUGCGGACGCACCGUGGACCUGUCCAUGGGAACCGAACUGCUGCCAGCUUAUAAGGUUCUGCUUCUGCGUCUGGCCGACUUGUCUUCCUUCACUCAUCUGGUCGUUUCUGCCUCCAACCUCAACAGCAAACAGUUCACGGUGGAGUGUGAGUGGCAGAGAGAAGAAUCUCUGACCCGGUCCGUCUCUGUGCCUCAUGUCUUGUCCUUCGGUUUUCAAACCAGUGAUGUCACAGUGAACUCCUCUGGACUUCUUCACAACAUCCAGCUGUUUCACUUCCACCAGGUGUACCAGGCCUUCCGGAUCAGCGUGGUGAGUCAGUGCAGAGGAACCAGAGAUAGGCUGCCCGGUGUGUACCGGAUGCGGGUCCCCUGGUUCCGGGAGGAUUCCUUCACCACAGCCAGCGCGCCGUCCGCUGCAGAGAUCUCAGGGAUGCUUCACACCAGUCGCCCUGACAACGGCUCCAGUGUGCUGCUGCAGCUCCACACCGCCCCCAACUGCCAGUACAAGGUGUUGGUCAGAACCUCCUUCCCCAAGGUGCUGGGACAGGUCUUGCGGUUCUGCGGGCCGCUGGUUCCGGUCUACACGGCCGUAGCACUGCUCCUGGCCUGCGGGGGGCAGCUGUCCUCCAUCUUGGCGUCGGGCCGAGCAGCAGACAUGAGCGAGGCGGUGGGCGGGGCGCUCCAGCUGCACAAGGUCAACCUUCCUGUUUACCUGCUGCACAUCCUCCUCAGCUGCUGUCGGGACCUCCUCCCCCCGGAGGACGUCCUGCCCUCCACUCCGCCUGACGAGGCGCUUCCUGACUGGGUGGAGUCAGGGGAGGAGUGGCGCCACCUGCUGGCGCCGCUGUUGUACGUGUUGGGGGCCGCCGUGGCGUUCUGGGCCUGCGCUCUGCUGCGCCUGCUGGUCCGGCUCGCCUCACUGCUGUUGGCACCGCUGCACAGGCCGUCCGUCUCCAGGGGCGCCGGGACGCUGCGGCUCCGGACCCGCCUCCUCCUGGCCGUCUGCCUGGCGGCGGCCGGAUCCACUUCCUGCGGCGCUCUGGCCAUCGCCGCCGCCGGCCUGCUGCACCUGAACCGGGUUCUCCGGCUGCAGAUGACUGAGCGAUCUCUGAGCCACAUGUUGAACCUGGCGCCACGGAAACAGAAACCGGCCGCCAACGGGGCGCCGGAGGCCGCGGCUGGCGAGCGCGGUGGCGCCCCCCUACUGUCAGAGAGCGCCCUGCAGGAAGUGAGGGACGACCUGCAGCUGCAUCUCAGCCUGGCGGCGCUGCUGUUGCUGCCCGCUGUGCUCAGCGCGCCGUCGCUGCUCCACUGGAGCCGCAGCCUGAGGUUCUGCACCCGGCUGGACCCGGAUCCCUGCUGGCUUCACUCCGUGCCUCUGAUCUGCGUCUCCCUGCUGCUCAUCAACUGCGACACGCUGCAGCUCAGCAACAGCCGACUGCUGCCUGUCGUCUCCUGCCUCCCGCUCCCAUUGGCUGUUGCCAUGGCAACCUUCUCUUCACUCCACCUCUACAGAAUUGCCUACUUCCUGUCGGCGGUGCUGGUCCCCCUGGGCGUCUGCUGCCUCCUCUAACGGCCCGGGAACCGACCCGCCUGCCGUCCGGACGUCCUGCCGCCUCGUCUGCCUUAUCGCUCUGCCUUCAGGGAGUCAGCGGGGGGCGCUGUUCUGAUGAGACCGGGUUCUGAUGGACCGCCUGCCCGCCGCCCGGAACCGGUCAUGUUUACAUUCAUAGUCCUAGAAGCAGAGCAGCAGGGUGGCGUUGGAGAGGUCCGAUUUGUUUCUGUGUUCUGGGUCAGAGGUCAGAGGUUAGGGUUCUGGGUCAGGGGUCAGAGGUUAGGGAGCCAAAAGUUCAAGUAAAUUCUUCAGAACCUGAUAUGAAGCAUAUUCUCCUCUUCCGGGUCGGUGGCCUCGCAGACGGCCCCACCCCUUAUUGGGCUUUAAAGAACCUCCAAAGGGUCAAAGGUCGAAGUCAGCCAGGUUCAUCCGGAACCUCCUGGACCGGGUUCCCGCAGCAUGAGGCUGCCACCACCAUGUCGUCUCCUGACCCAAACAGCUCAGACCAGAGGACAGGGUCAAAGGUCAGGACCUCACCCUGCUGCCAGAACAACCACUGCUUCCUUCAGCCUGAUGGUGACCUUUCAGAAUAAAAGCCUUUUAUUGUUCCGUUCACUCACCAGUUCCUUUUUCAUCCCAUCUUCAUGGUUCUGUUCUGGUUCUGGUUCCUGGUUGUUAUAUUUCCCUCUUGGUGUUUCUGGUUGCCAUGGAGACCAUCAGAACCGACCCAACAGGUCAGACUCUGCUGCCUUAUUGUGUCUAAUGGUAAACCAUCAGCAUUGCUGAUUUAUUGACUGGCGAUUAUUUAUUGGUGAUUGAAAUCAAGUUCAGAACCAGAACCUGGUCCAUCAGAACCGCUCGCUCCGGUUCGCCGCUGGCUCGGUUCUGUUGACCCGUUUCUGCUGAAACCGAGCAGAGAGACGGAAAUGAUUUGUUUUUAUGUUUCAUUCAUGCCUUUAUUGUGAAGUACUUCCUGUAUUUUAAGCUGAAAACAGGAAGUUGAUGCUUUGUGAACUUUUUUUUUUUGUUGCCAAAAGUGAUUUUAUUUUUUUAUAUUCAAGCCGAUAAAACAGAGAAUGAGAAUAAAAUUCAAAUUUAACAUUUUCAACAUUAAGAUGCAAACAUUAGAAAAUGUUACCAAAAAAAAUUCAAAUAAAAACAAACGUUUGUAUAACAUUAAUAAGUAAGUAAAGUACUCAUUUUGAAUUUAGAAAAAUUUUGAAGCUUUUAAAUUUUAAAAUCUAAUAGAUUUUUAAUAUUUCAACACGGAAAUUUUUAAAAUAUUGACUUUUUCAAAAUGGAAAAAUUUACAAAUUUUUGAAAAUAUAGUAAUGUGAAAAUGCUGAAAUUGAGAACCUGAAUGUAAAACGUAACGGUUUGAAACGAUGUAACGGUUUACCGUGGGGCUCUGUCGGCCAUCUUUCCUCGGCUCGGCGCCGCUGUGCCUUCCUGCUUCACUCCUGCCUGUCGGUGGAAACUCCAGCAGCUGGAAGUGGACUUUACUGGUUCCAGUGUUUAAAUGUGGCUCCCAGAUGGAAGCCUCCUGCUGUUGUAAUAAGUGGAUGAUUUGACUAGGACCAGCGAGCUGCCAUGCCCUGUGGGUUAGUGAUUGUGAACUGAAUGUGUGGAAACUCGUGACUUCGGCUUUUCUUGUGCAGUUUUUGUGCCUCGUCGUAAACGUGCGCCGACCUCGUAGAAGAGAUUAGUAAAAUCAGAAUUAUGUUUUAGAGACUCGUGACUUGUACCCGUCUUCACUGUGACUUCGUCCUUCCAGCCGUUCGGAUCAACGGAGGCAAAUUGGAAAAGAAGUGGAAGAUUUCUAUUCUCUGGUUUGAUGUUUUUGGAUAUUUUGAGCUUAAAUCUACGGAGACGUUUUUACAGUGCGUUUUAAAUGUGCCGGGUGUUUUCUAAUCAUAAAGCAGCCGUUUGUGACUGUAAUGACCUGAGUUUAAAGGGACAGUUUGUAAUAUUUGGUGGUUGAAUGUUUGGCAGCAUCAUGCCUGGACUCCAAAUGUAAGUAAAAAGCUGAACUCAGACUGAGGCUCACGUUCUACAAAAGUUUCACCUUUUGGUUCUUUCUCUCCUGCCUCAGAUACUGGUUCAGACUCGUCGUUUCCAUGGCGACGGGUCUGAAUCUGAACUGGUUGAAGCUUCAGCUGAAGGUGGCAGAACCUGCGACACCAUGCAGCCUCUCUGUUACAGUUUAGGUUGGGGAAUACGCUCUGUGCCCAUAUUCCUGUUGCCAUGGCAACCGCUUCAGACCCGAUACCGAUCUGCCCUCUCUAAACUGAUCAAGCGCUUUCCUUUUAUUCCUGACAUGAAUAAAAGUGGUGGGCACACGUCCACUAAUUUCGUAACAGCAGAGCUAAUACUUAGCUUAGCAUGUUUUGAAAAAUGUUUAGUGUACUUAGUCUCCCCUGAAUUUAAUUUUCCAGUAAACUUCUGAUGUAAUAAUUUAGUUGGCUGUUGUUAAAGCAUCAAGAGCUUUGAUUCUAGCAAUUUAGUUUGCUUCAGCUAACUGUAUUAAUUGUAGCUAAUAGCUAUGCAUAUUCAGCUAAUACUUUUAGCUAAAUCCAUGUUGGUAUAGCGCUUUGGCGUCAGUGGAAGUAAUGUUAGUGCUAACCUGGCUAAGCACGGCUAACCAUUUAGCUCGCAGUGCGCUACUACCUGUAAAAACCUGUUUGCUCCGUGUGACAUCGCUCCUCUUUGAGACGGCGUCACCUGCUGGAUCUGACGCCUUAGCUUUGGGUGUGAAUGUUCAGAAACAUUGAGGCGGUUCCGAAGGCGGCCACCCACCAUGGUUGCCAUGGUAACUGUGGUUUGGACCGGGGUGCUGUCGUGGGCUCUCCAGCCUGAUGCUGAAGCAGAAGUCCAGCUUAAUUCCUGCUAAAUGUGCUGAUGUGCCACACAGCUGGCUGAGGAGGUCCAGAUGUUCCGGUUGAAUGUUCUCUGAAGAGUCUUUAAUCCUCAGGUUUGGGUGGAAACUGCUUGAUGUUUUUAUAUUUGUUAUAUUUUUAGCUGACUUAUCUGUAAAUGGGACUUUUGGAACAAAUGUUUGAUUAAAACUGAGAAAAUAA